Xylaria bambusicola is the source of this 3383-nucleotide messenger RNA. RefSeq lists its product as uncharacterized. Bases 155 to 3172 code for a protein of 1005 amino acids. The record is from RefSeq and is a predicted model, not a curated record. The transcript is spliced from 7 exons. NCBI's taxonomy places the organism in Eukaryota, Fungi, Ascomycota, Sordariomycetes, Xylariales, Xylariaceae.
GAUGCUGGUCGAGAUAUAAGCAACGCCGGUAGUGCUCUGGGUGAACUCAACAUUAUCCUUAACAUCUACUGUGGCAUUGCACUAAUGCACGUGCCGCCAUAUAACCGGGAUAGAGGAUCUACAGAUGAUUCGGGAUCAGCCGUGAUUCGCUGCUAUGAGUCCGCCUCAGCACAGGAUCCGCUCAGUCGGUCUUCACGUGCUCUAUGAGCCGGAGAAGAGUGGAAGCACACUUGUUGACAUCGUGUUUGUUCAUGGGUUUGGAGGGCAUCCGAUGAGAAGCUGGCAGUACGAAGAUCGAAUAUCGCCCGACACUCGACUAACGGCUAUACCGCCCGCGCGUGAUGGACAUCUGAAAAACUUACUGAGAACGGCGAGAUCAUCGAACAAGACGGAUCGGUCGAAUAUAGAGGCUGCCAUUACGCAGAAGGAUGCUUGGCGUGCUGACUCAAAUGUACUCCCUCAGGUCUUCUGGCCUCGAGACUUUUUGCCGAUGGCAUGUCCAGAGGCACGGAUCAUGACCUGGGGAUAUCAUACCCUGCAUAGCGGUAAUAUGCCAAUAACUGCUCAGCUUGACCUGUUCGCCCGAGUGCGCGAACUACUCCGAGAUCUUAGGGACCUUCGCCGAGAUGAUGGCGUACAAACAAGACCAUUGAUCUUCAUUGCCCAUUCCCUCGGGGGUAUGAUCGUGAAAGAGGCGCUACGCGAAGCUGAGUUCAGUAAUAUAGCGACCCAGCAAGACAUCCUAAGCUCAACAGCGGCAGUCGUGUUUUUCGGUUGCCCGCACAGGGUGGUAGGGAAAACGUCGCCAAUAGAUACCGCCAUGGCUAUGGCGGAGGAGACACAAAGUAUCCGAACAGACCGCUCGGUGCUCUCGGGAUUGUGCGGUGUAAAUAACCCGAGGUGGAAAGAAGCGCAAGACUCAUUUGUUCAGCAGUGGCAUCACUUCAACUUUAGGGUUAAAACUUACCAAGAGAGACAGGGUGGCAAAAGCAAAUUCAUCAAUACCCGCGUAGAGUCAACCAAGCUCGACGACGCGAGAGAAGAAGCGGAGAGCUUACCUGCAGGCCACCGAAUGAUGUGUCAGUUCAGGUCGGUGAAUGAUGCCGGGUUCAAAUCACUUUCUAGAAUUCUACAAGGCAUGGUGAAGAUUGAGAAGUUAAAGCGUCAAGGGCUGAGUGUUGAUGAGAUACAUUGCUUGCGACUACUUGAUAACCGCCGGGUACAUGACCCUCAAUCGUCUAAGGGAUAUGCCCUAGAUGCGUGUAGAGCGAUAUACAGUUCAAGGGAGUUUCGCAAUUGGUAUCGUCGCCAAGGAGGCAGCAAUGAAUACAUCCUUUGGCUGACAGGUACGCCAGGAUCAGGCAAGUCGACCCAGUUACGCUAUCUUAAGCGCCAAAUGGAAAAGUACUGGAAACCUGGUACGGCGUCGAUUGUAUACUGUAUCGCGGAGGGCUUGGGUACUGACCGAGAUUCUGUUCCCGAGCCUAGGAUAGGGAACUUACGGUCCGUCAAUGUCAUCCGUUCUAUUCUUUCUCAACUCUUCGGACAGGACCCAAGUCUACGUCAACGACUUUCUAGCUCGUGCCGCGAUGGCCUCAGCGAUGUCGACAUUACUCGGUUCUUUCUGGAAGAUUACGUUGUCAACAAGCCCCAGGCUUUAGCAAGGAGGACGUUCAUCUUGGUCGAUGUCGAAGAUAGCUGUGACGACCCCUACAUCCGAGAGUUGUUGCAUUGCCUGUGUCCCUUAGCCCAAAACUCAAGUUUUAGCAUAUGCUUAGCAAGCCGGCUCAUCGACGGCUGCCCCCCGGCCAACAUCAUUCAUUUACAGCUAGAUAAUUACAACUACGAAGAAAUCAUACGGUUCACAGAGUCUCGCCUAAAGGCUAGUUGGGAAGAGCGUAUAGUAACUGUGCACAAGGUUGCCGAGAAGGCCGGGGGUAGCUUCUUGUGGGCGCAGUUUGCGACGAACCUUCUCCAAGACAUCAUAGACAAUGGCGGAACGCAGGAUCUCGUGAACAAAGUCCUAGAAGCGCUGCCGACAAAUUUAUACGGCCUUUAUGAACUGACGCUGGCAUCUCUGUCAUCAAAAGAGAAGGCGGACGCUACGACUAUUAUGCGGUGGGUUAUGCUUUCUCCGGAGCCAAUGCUGCUCAACGAUCUACAAAUGGCCGUUCGCCUAAGCCGCACACGUUCCCUCCUAUUAUGUGAACCAGAAACUGCCUUGCAUGUUGGUUCACCAUUGUCGAUGCAAGAACUGAAAAAGAAAGGAAAGCAAUUCGACACGCCUUCGCAGUUCUACCAAUGGCUAUGCUCCCGAACGCGUGGUCUCCUCGAAGCAAGGCCUGUAGGUGAUGAAGGAAAAGCACAACAACCACUCGGACUUCAGCGCAUACACCCAAUACAUGAAUCUGUUCGAUUAUUCUUUUUAUCCGGCAGGGGCUUCGCCGCGCUGUGCUUGGGUCGAGCGAAGACAGCCAAAAGAUGCAAUCAUGAGGCCGUUCACUUAUGUCAUUACAGUCUUCUGCACACGAUCUUGAUUUAUCUGAAUACAUCAGACCUAUCACCUCUAGUGAGCGGUACUCUCUCGCAGGAACCGGCGCAAACAAUGUUGUCAUCGCAGACAUCACCAACAUGGCGAAGAAACGUCGUAGAUCAACGCAAUCUCAUCACCUCAUCAUACCCGUUCCUGCGCUACGCCGUAGACAAUCUACUAUACCACUUACUCUCCCCGCGCCCCGUACGCUACUUCCUCCCGCAACACGCCAUAUUCGCCAUGUUCACGGCGAACGAGUGUCGGAUAUGGCGGCGCUGGACGGCGCUCCUGGGCGAGACGGACGCCUCGGCAAUCCUGGCGAAAUGCGCAUCCGCCGAAGCCCUCCUGCAGCCCGAGUUCGGCGCGUCGUUCCGGCUUGAGCGCGUUCUGCGGGCGGUUAAUAGGAUGGCGACCGGGGAUAGCUGGUUCUCGCCCCAGAAAAGACUGCGACUUUCUGUUUACCCAUUUCCCGUACCGCCUGGUUCAGGAAAGUCUAGGACAGAGGAAGGUGAAGGAGAGGCUGUCCAACAUGUGCCUAUAGUGACUCUUCGUCCCCCGUCACCUCCAAGGUCGCCUCGCUUGAUCCGGCGAGGAGCACGGUCUCGAGGUACCGUGAUUAUAGGCACGGCUAAAAGAUAGAACUUGAGGCGAUCUAAAUUGUCCUGUUGAGAUAGUCGAUUGGGCUGGUCAUCUCAGAGAUCAGCAUCGCGCUACCAGCGGUCCUCGGACCAAUGACGUAUGGGAAUCGAGGACUGGACGUUUCACAACGUCGGCCGCAUCAGCGUAUUGUAUCCAGGUUGAGGGGCGCUCAUCAUAAAUCUCCUUUUUGUAUCACAUUGUCAGCUUACAU